Messenger RNA from Penicillium canescens, 576 nucleotides. RefSeq lists its product as uncharacterized. Lineage: Eukaryota; Fungi; Ascomycota; Eurotiomycetes; Eurotiales; Aspergillaceae. The transcript has 6 exons. The record is from RefSeq and is a predicted model, not a curated record. Bases 1 to 576 code for a protein of 191 amino acids.
AUGGCUCCUCCGACUUUCCUGGUUGAUGAGCCAGCUUACAAGCUGUAUCUCGAAAAAGGAGCUGCUGGAAGUCUUGUUUACCCUGCUUAUGACCUGGAUGACAAUGGCGAUAUCAUCGUCAUACCUGGCGAGGCAUUCUGCCGGGUUGACGAUUGUAUUGUGGCUAAGUCCUCGAGGGACACGCGUAACCUCCGCGCUCAUAUUACCAAGGCCCACGGGCUAUCGGUCUCAAAGAGCCAAACAGGCAAUAUCUCACUACCUAAUCGCCAGGCUUCCCGAGACUGGUUCCGUACCCUGAUGAGAAACGAUGAGUCCGAGGAAGAAGAGGAAGAGCAACAGCAGGAAGAAGAAGAGGAGGAGGAGGAGGCAAAGCCGCCGAUUCCGUUGACUGCAACUCGCAGGGUCUCUAAGGUCAAAACCCGUCUAGCGCUUAUCCAAGCUGGCCAUGCUACUCUACAUGAUUUUCCUUGCCCUGGAUGCCAGGACUCUAGCUCUGCUAACAACUGCCCUGCUAACCCUCAUAUCUGUGACUUUCACCAACACUUUAAUGUCAGUGAUUGUAUUAGCUAUCAGUAA